AUGGAUCGGUUCGUGCUAAUGCCACCGCCUCCUCCACCAUCUCCUCCCCAAAACUCUGAGUACCAGCAUCAAAAACGUCAGCAACAGACACCUGCGAGACCAGCUAAAAGACGUGGACGAAAGCCUGGCCUUCACAGCAGUGCAAUCCAACGCAACGCUGCCAAUGCACGCGAGCGAUCUCGCAUGCGAGUGCUCUCGACAGCGUUUAUGGAGUUGAAAAGUGUCCUGCCCUGGGUGCCACGGGAUACGAAGUUAUCAAAGUUGGAUACGCUAAAAUUGGCCUCGGGAUAUAUCACCUAUCUUAAGCGAAUACUUGAUGAUCCAGAGGCUCAAGACUCCUUGUCUACCGUCUCUCCGCCGUUCACCGACAGCGAUCCCCUCUUUGGUACUAUGAUGAAGGGAUCAACUUCUAGAAUGAAGAAUUCACAUGAGGAGCAGCUCUUACUGCAGAAGUUGGAGAGAAAAAAGCCACAAAUCCAAUACACCUGUGUUGAUGCUCAAGUGGUUCAGACAUGUUUCACAUCCUACAAGGACAUUGGCUUUAUCCCAGUGGGAGGAAAUUGCAUAAAAGUAAACAUUCGAAUUCAUCUUUCGUGCCCGAUCACAACAUCAACUCGUACGAUUGGCUCAACUUGCAAAAAGGAUCAUGAUGUUGCUGAUUUCAUAGCCAGACUAGAGUAG
Messenger RNA from Echinococcus granulosus, 681 nucleotides. Its product is annotated as Transcription factor. The transcript has 2 exons. NCBI's taxonomy places the organism in Eukaryota, Metazoa, Platyhelminthes, Cestoda, Cyclophyllidea, Taeniidae. The record is from RefSeq and is a predicted model, not a curated record. Gene Ontology annotation, biological process: developmental process; regulation of transcription by RNA polymerase II. Bases 1 to 681 code for a protein of 226 amino acids. Gene Ontology annotation, molecular function: RNA polymerase II transcription regulatory region sequence-specific DNA binding; DNA-binding transcription factor activity, RNA polymerase II-specific; protein dimerization activity.